This is a messenger RNA of Clunio marinus, 1197 nucleotides long. The record is from the annotation of a GenBank genome assembly. Lineage: Eukaryota; Metazoa; Arthropoda; Insecta; Diptera; Chironomidae.
AUGUCUAGAAAUGUUAGCAACAAAGAAUUUGUAACGGAAAUGUUUUCAAAUCGUUCGACAGAUUUUGAAGUUCACCGGAAUUGGUUAGCGAUCACAAAAUCAACAAACAUCUCUGAGUGGUAUUAUGAAGAAACUUCGCAAUGGACACUUGAUUAUCCACCACUUUUUGCAUACUUUGAAUAUGUUCUAUCAUUCGUAGCAGAAUAUUUUGAUCCUGAGAUGCUCAAAAUUGAGAAUCUUAAUUAUGCAUCAGCCAACACGAUACUUUUUCAACGCUUAUCAGUGAUCUUUGUUGACGUUGUUUAUUUUCUUGGUGUUCGAGAAUGCUUCAAGAACUUGAAUCAAAUUGGGAAAAAUUAUCACGCCAUUCUUUUGUUGUUCAACGUUGGAUUAAUUAUCGUCGAUCAUAUUCAUUUUCAAUAUAAUGGAAUGCUUUUUGGAAUCUUGCUCUUAAGUUGCGGAAAAAUGUUUCAAAGGAAGUUUCUUCAAUCAGCUUUUUAUUUUGCAGUUCUGUUAAACAUGAAGCACAUUUUCAUUUACAUGGCGCCAGUUUACUUUUGCUAUCUGAUCAGACAUUAUUGUUUUGGAUCUAUUAGCAAAUUUAUUCAGAAUGUUGUAAAGCUAGGAUGUGUAGUAAUUGCAGUUACAUCAAUUUCAUUUGGUCCCUUUAUAAAACAUCUUCCCCAAGUCAUUUCAAGACUGUUUCCAUUUAAACGUGGCUUAACUCAUGCUUAUUGGGCGCCAAACUUUUGGGCACUUUACAAUGUUGUUGAUAAAGUUUUGACAGUUGUUAAAAGAAUUCCUCAGAAUGAUUCGACAACUGGUGGACUUGUACAGGAAUUUAAACACAAUGUUCUACCUUCGAUUACUCCAGCAAUAACUUUUCUAGCAGUUGCAGUCAUGAUGAUUCCAUGUUGUUUAAAACUUUUAACUAAUAAGACUGAAUCACCAAAAUCUUUCAUGAAACCUCUUAUAAUUUGUGCAGCAACAUCAUUCAUGUUCGGCUGGCAUGUCCAUGAAAAAGCAGUUUUAAUGAUUUUAAUUCCACUUCAAGUUUUGACUUUUCAUGAUAAAUCUGAAUCUGGUUCAUCAUUAUUUGUUUCUAUUUUUGGACUUUACUCACUCACCCCGUUACUUUAUACUAGCGAACUUAUUAUACCGAAAGGAAAAAAUAUUUCUUAUGUGAAAAUUACUUAA